AUUUCUCCAUUUUCAUUCUCUAAAGUUGAACCAUAAUAAUAGAAAUAAUAAUAUCAAUAUUUUGCAACCAUGUCAUCAUCAAGUGGAACCAUUUGGAGCUAUGAAGAAGAGAAAGCAUUUGAGAAUGCCAUAGCCAUGCAUUGGAUUGAAGAAGACUCAAAAGAGCAAUGGGAGAAGAUUGGUGAAGAAGUUCCAAGCAAAACCAUAGAAGAAUUGAAGCAACAUUACCAGUUACUAGUGGAAGAUGUAACUGCAAUAGAAGCUGGUCAAAUACCAUUCCCAAACUAUACAUCAGAAGAAACUACAUCUUCAAGUAAAGAUCUCCAUGGAUCUUCCAAGUCUUCAAAUUCUGAUAAGAGAUCAAAUUGUAACUAUGGAAGUGGAUUCUCUGGCUUAGGACAUGAUUCCUCAACCUCUCAUAAUGGUAAAGGAUCCUUGUCAAGAUCAUCAGAACAAGAAAGGAGAAAAGGAAUUCCAUGGACAGAAGAAGAACACAGGCUAUUCUUACUUGGUCUAGACAAGUUUGGAAAAGGAGAUUGGAGAAGCAUUUCAAGGAACUUCGUGAUUUCAAGGACUCCAACACAAGUAGCAAGUCAUGCACAAAAGUACUUCAUAAGAUUGAACUCAAUGAAUAGAGAUAGAAGAAGGUCUAGUAUCCAUGACAUUACAAGUGUCAACAAUGGAGAUGUGGCCAAUAAUCAAGCACCAAUUACAGGACAGCAUGGAGGCACAACAAUCUCAUCAAGCACAAUAGCUAUGGGACAAUCAAUGAAGCAUAGAGCACAACCACACCAUCAUCAUCAUCAUAUACCUGCUGGUUUAGGCAUGUAUGGUGCACCAGUUGGGCACCCUGUGGCUGCUCCUCAUGGCCAUAUGGCAUCUGCAGUUGGAACUCCGGUCAUGCUUCCUCCCGGACCGCACCCUCAUCCGCAUCCACAUCCUCAUCAUCCACCUUAUGUUGUUCCUCUUGCUUAUCCAAUGGCACCUCCAACAAUGCACCAAUAACAAACUCUUUUAGUUUUGGUUUCUGUAGUUAGUUUUUUUAGUAUGGACUCAGAGCAAACUUGUGUUAAACUUGGAACACAAGGGAAUGAAGAUAGUAGGGUCUGUGAUGUUAAAUUCUAUUCCACUCUAAAGUAGUUAAGUGUAGUCUAUGCAUAGAGUUUGUUAAAUCCAAUGGUUAUGGUUAUUAGUUUAUAUGGAUUAGAGUCUGUUUUCUAGUUUGCUUUCACCCUAUCCCUGUUAGGUGAUGGGUGUGAUGCUGAGAAUUUCAUCUUGGUGUAUAUGAAGAUAUGUAUAUGUAAACUUAAAUACUGAGAAGUUGAAGCAAAUAAAUUUAUUUCUGAUCUUA
Arachis duranensis is the source of this 1351-nucleotide messenger RNA. RefSeq names its product transcription factor MYBS1. The transcript has 2 exons. Gene Ontology annotation, molecular function: DNA binding. The record is from RefSeq and is a predicted model, not a curated record. Lineage: Eukaryota; Viridiplantae; Streptophyta; Magnoliopsida; Fabales; Fabaceae. Bases 70 to 1005 code for a protein of 311 amino acids.